This is a messenger RNA of Drosophila guanche, 1543 nucleotides long. RefSeq names its product poly(U)-specific endoribonuclease homolog. The record is from RefSeq and is a predicted model, not a curated record. NCBI's taxonomy places the organism in Eukaryota, Metazoa, Arthropoda, Insecta, Diptera, Drosophilidae. The transcript is spliced from 4 exons. The coding region runs from base 2 to 1300 and encodes 432 amino acids. Gene Ontology annotation, molecular function: RNA endonuclease activity.
AAUGCGUUACCUAAAGUUGAGUACACUCAUCGUGUGCCUGUCUCUUGCCGGGCACUGGCACAUCGCAGGCUACAAGAGCGAGAUCGAGGUCACGCCAGACCCGCUGGAUGUGAUUGAGGCUACGACAAAGAAGUCCAGCUGGUUCGGCGGCUUCAAAAAGUUCUUUGGCAGUAGCGGCGAUCCAACCAGCACGGAGGCCACUACUACCUCGAAAUCGACCUCGACAUUGACAUCGCAAUCGACAACCACAGCUAGGCCGAGUUCCGCAGCAGGAACUCCCUCCCAGGCCGCCCAGAAGCCUCCACCACUGGUAAUCUCCCAUGCUCCUUUAAUGCCGUUGGGUCCACGGCCCGAUACGCCCAGCUCCUCCCCUUUUGGAGCUGCUGGCAGUCCCCAGUGGCCAACUGACGGAGUGGGCGUCAGUCAUUUCACUACCAGCACGAAGUCGCCACACCAGCCGCCCCCUCACCGGCCACAGGAAGCUGGCGGAGCACCCAAUUUGCCACCAGGAUUCGCCCCCUACCACCCCCAAAAGCCCGAACCGAACAGCUUCGAGUUAAGCUACGGCGGUGGCGGUGCGGGACGUCCGGCAGUGGAUCCGCUGGACAACAGCAGGGGCACAACUACCCAGCGACCCAAGACGCCCAAUGUUCAGCCUGGAUCAAUUGAUGUCCGAUUCGGAACAUCAACAACAACCGCAAAGCCGCAGCCGCAUCCACCGAAGGAGGAAUUCCCGGCUCUGCCUGCUCCCCGUCGCCCAUCCCUAAAAGGUGCACCUUCCUCUCCCACUGCUCUUCCCACUCCCACUCCGUCUCCAACUCCUUCUGCCUCCUCUGCCUGGGCAUCGCCUCUGCCCACGCCCGUGCACCCAGCAGCCCCCGUUCACCCGACUCAGCCCACAACCACUAUGAGGACUGCCAAUGGAGUGUCCUUUCUGCCGCACACGGGGGGGACGGGAGGACACAGCGGAGCUUCCACAACUGCAGUUCGGCCUGGCUUCCAGUCGUCUGGCAGUUCGGUGGCCAGCGACGAUGAGAUCCGCCAGCUGACGGAGCAGCUAUACACCAAGGAGAGCAACAGCCAUGUCAGCCUCGUGCAGGUAAACCUGAAGGGGCGAACGCGCUCCAUCGACAGCGCCGACGAGGCCCCCAAUCCACUCCUCCAGAUAGACCCAAAGGCCUUCGAGGCACCGACCAUUGCCAAGAUGAAGCUUCAGUUCAAUAACUAUGAGCAUGACACGCUGGUCAACGAGCACGUGACGGCCAACGAGCGGAAGGAGGAGAACGAGUUCCUGGAGUAACGAAAAGGGAAGGUGCUGAAGAUCCGCUUCACGCACCAGGGACAGAACAAGCCCGUGAACACGCGUAUUGAUUCGCAGCUAUUUACAUAUGUACAUAUGUACAUAUGUAUGUACACCCGUAAUUGUAUGCAUGUGUACAUUUGUAGAUGAAUGUCCCAUUCCUGCAGUACCAGAAAUCAGCGAUGACAAAUGUCAACUAGAGUAAGUUAGGAUUUUUAUGCCCGGUACUCGAAGAGUAAAUAG